AUGGCGUUCCGGCAGGCGCUGCAGCUGGCGGCCUGCGGGCUGGCAGGCGGCUCUGCCGCCGUGCUCUUCUCGGCCGUGGCGGUGGGCAAGCCGCGCGCCGGAGGGGACGCGGAGCCGCGCGCGACCGAGCCGCCGGCGUGGGCAGGGGGCACGCGGCCGGGGCCUGGCGUGUGGGACCCCAACUGGGACAGGCGAGAACCACUGUCUCUCAUCAACCUGCGGAAGAGGAAUGUGGAAUCUGGAGAAGAAGAACUGGCAUCCAAGCUGGACCACUGCAAAGCCAAGGCCACUAGGCACAUCUUCCUCAUAAGGCAUUCCCAGUACCACAUGGAUGCCUCCCUGGAAAAGGACCGCACUCUGACCCCACUGGGUCGUGAACAGGCUGAGCUAACUGGGCUCCGCCUCGCAAGUUUGGGGCUGAAGUUUAAUAAAAUUGUCCAUUCCUCCAUGACCCGCGCAAUAGAAACCACUGACAUCAUCAGCAAGCACCUGCCAGGCAUCUGCAGGGUCAGCACAGACCUGCUGCGGGAAGGCGCCCCCAUUGAGCCUGACCCCCCUGUAUCACACUGGAAGCCGGAAGCUGUGCAGUAUUAUGAAGACGGAGCCCGGAUUGAGGCUGCCUUCCGCAACUACAUCCACCGGGCAGAUGCCAAGCAGGAGGAAGACAGUUACGAGAUCUUCAUCUGUCAUGCCAAUGUCAUCCGCUACAUUGUAUGCAGAGCACUACAAUUUCCUCCUGAAGGGUGGCUCCGUCUGUCCCUCAACAAUGGCAGCAUCACCCACCUGGUGAUCCGACCCAACGGCCGUGUAGCACUCAGGACCCUCGGGGACACAGGUUUCAUGCCCCCUGACAAGAUCACCCGGUCCUGAGGGCCGCCCUCUACCCGCCCCCUCAGCUCCAGUCCUGGCUCUGGCCUUUGCUUCCCUGUCUGCCCUGUCCAGGCUGCGUGGCUGUUACGUUUUGUCUUGAGGAAGAGGCCGGCAGAAAAGUAGAAAUAUCUGAAAUGCUGCAUUCGAGUACUUAUUUCUGGUCCAGGCUGAAAGGGAAACAUUUGGAUCAGACAGCCUGAUUCCUUUGUAAGGUCUUCUAUCAUCUGUGAUCUGCCAGGAUGCUGUGGGGCCAAAGGUGAAAACCUUCUCCUCAGAAGUCAGGACUGUUUGGGGGACUGAGUGAGCCUGACAGAUGCCAUCACUUUGGGUGACCGUGGCAGAUCCGCACCAAGGGUCCUAGCCACAACCAGCUGUGCCAUCCCCAGCAAAGCCUGUCAGGCACAAGGGCGCCCAAGGUCUGUUCACAGCUCAUUUCACUUCAGACAUUCUUUUCAUUUCUUAAAACCCUUUGGUCACUUAAAUAUUUGUCAAUCUGGGUUUUUGCUUUGCUAACCAGUUUCUCACCCCAGAGUUACAGGUCCCUGAUGCUGCUGAACCUAAACCCACCCCACUAUAUUAAGGCCUCCCAGGGCACAAGGACUCACCAGCUACACGUGAACUUGGGCACAUGAGGGAAGAAAUGAGUCUGUGGGAGUGAUGUGACCUGUGACCUUAGACCUUUAUUCUGGUCUUAUGUUAGAGGUGCAGGGCAGAUGGCAGCCCAGUAGGGGGUUAUCCCAUUUCAAAACAGUAUCCCAGACUGAUAGCUCAAUCUUAGUUUGCCUCUGGUUAAUCUUUUAUGCUUAUGGAUUAAAAUAUUUAUACCUGAUCUAUCCUCAAUAUUGUUAAAUUAGGAAAAGCAAUAUAAUUCCUAUGAAUUGGUUAUAAAUAUUUUCUACAGUCAAUACAAUUGGGAAAUUUGAGGCAUUUCUCUGUCCACUUUGGAAAUAACUAUAUAAUAAAAUUUUAUUGUUUUUUAAAAAAGUAUUGUGACUGUUUUAAAGAAAACAGGAAACCUGUGCAUUGUAGCCAUCAGCAAAGGUGUCACCAGAAAGCCUUUUCCAGUCUCUCAUGUUCCCAGGACUGACAGCUUUGCAGGCACUGCCUGGGCCAUCCUUCUGGAGGACUUCCUGCCAGCAGCCUGGAGACUUGUUUGCGUCCUCAAUCAGGAUAGCAAGGAUGGCAGUUCGUUAUCUAGAGACAACAGCUGCAGCAGCCAUGCACCACUUCUAGAAAUAGUUUUGACAAGUAUGGCAGGGACUGUGACAACUUCAAAAACACGAAAAUAACAGGCAUAUCACGUUUGACCUUAGGUGAGGGCGAGGCUCGGAAUCAGCCACACCAUUCCAUGACCACACAUCGCCGCCCCUUUACCCUUGACCUCUAGGAGUGGGCAGUGUUGUGGCAAGGCAUCUGGGCUUUGAGCUGGGGCUCUGGCUCUUCAUGGGCUUUCCUGGUGGGUGUGAGGACAGAGGUGCUGCUUUGACGCCUCGUCCAAGGGCUUAGCAUGAUGGCGUCUGUGGGACGGCAAUGAGCCAGGCCACGCACUCUGUGUUCAUAAAGCAAAACUGGCAGGUGUAGGUUUGCUGGGAAGCAAAACUGGUCCUAAUGUGGAAAUACUCACAAAUUGGAUAAAACCAUUUUGGAAAUAGUGACUGUCAAGAGAUCUGGACA
Cynocephalus volans (Philippine flying lemur) is the source of this 2544-nucleotide messenger RNA. RefSeq names its product PGAM family member 5, mitochondrial serine/threonine protein phosphatase (gene PGAM5). Gene Ontology annotation, molecular function: protein serine/threonine phosphatase activity. Gene Ontology annotation, cellular component: mitochondrion. Gene Ontology annotation, biological process: positive regulation of mitochondrial fission; peptidyl-threonine dephosphorylation. The record is from RefSeq and is a predicted model, not a curated record. NCBI's taxonomy places the organism in Eukaryota, Metazoa, Chordata, Mammalia, Dermoptera, Cynocephalidae. The transcript is spliced from 6 exons. Bases 1 to 870 code for a protein of 289 amino acids.